CGAUAACUUCACAUGUUUGCUUCAGCCAUGUUGUCGUGUACGAGAACUAUUUUUCUUUUUAACAUUAGUUUUUAAUUAUCCUAAACCUGAGCAAACAGAAAUGCCCAAGUGCGAUGAAAAAACCAGGUAUAUACCGGCGACCUUCGCUUGGACGAUACUCUUGGGCGCCACGACACUUUUCUUUUACUAUCCGGCUCAGUACUAUAUUUUAAAAUACCCAUGGGUGCCGGCAUACCAAGGGGUUAUAACCUUCUUUGUUUUAGCAAACUUCACAUUAGCCACUUUUAUGGACCCAGGUGUCAUACCAAAAGCACCACCCGACGAAGAUAGGGAGGACGAUUUUCGAGCGCCACUUUAUAAAAACGUUGAGGUACAUGGUGUAACUGUUCGAAUGAAAUGGUGUGUCACUUGUAAGUUUUAUCGGCCACCACGGUGUUCACACUGUAGCGUGUGUAAUCAUUGCAUAGAGACAUUUGAUCAUCACUGCCCGUGGGUGAAUAACUGUAUUGGCAGGAGAAACUAUAGAUUUUUUUUCUUUUUUCUAAUAUCGCUCAGCCUGCAUAUGAUAAGCAUAUUCGCACUUAGUCUAGUGUUUGUACUUCAAAAAAAGGAGAGACUAUCUGAAGUGGAACCAAUCGUCGCAAUGGUGCUAAUGGCUAUUGUAUCAUUACUGGCAAUACCAAUAUUUGGACUGACUGGCUUCCAUAUGGUCUUGGUUACGAGAGGUCGCACUACGAAUGAACAAGUCACCGGCAAGUUCAAAGGCGGUUAUAAUCCGUUUUCUAGAGGUUGCUGGGAGAACUGUUGUUACACUCAGUUCGGUCCUCAGUUUCCAAGCCUUAUAAAACCAUCAAGAUAUCAUGCAAAACGGAAACAUUGCUCCUCCCAUGGCCCGAUAGCAACAAUAACGAACGACAGUCAAGUGAAGACGUACAUGGACAACAGUAACGGCGUACGAAACAUGAAUUCAAAUGCAUAUAAUAAAUUAUCGCCUGGAAGAGACAUGUCCGAUCCGGAUUUAGAGCCGUCAGCGUCUCAAUCACAAGACUGCGAACCCACGCCUCCGUUACAAAGGCACGGUUCAAAAAGCAAUUUCUUCCUACCUCCGGUCGAAGGGGAAUCUCCGCGACACCCGCGCGUACAAUAUGCCGCCGCGAGGCAUAGUCCGCAUCCGAGAACUCGAGGUCUCGAUCCGAACAACCAUCGAAGUGGUACGCCGGAAACGUCUUUGGGGGCCCAAAGACCAUCGCCUUCGCAACGAAUUAAAGCGAUCGGCAUGCCUACUCCACUCGUUAUGUCUAGUCCAAUUCGAAGAUCAAACCCCAGUACCCCAACGCAGCCCCGCCGUCCCGACUUUAUCAGCGUAAACACGAACCACCAAAAUAACGUCGGUCCGUAUUACGAAUUCCAAAAUCAAGGUCAAUCGAAUCAAAGGCAACCAUCUUCGCAGGGAAUUACUGGUGGUUAUGCCAGCCCCCAGAGGAGGUUUUUAUCAGAAGGUGAACUUGUGCGACAGGAAGGGCAACAAUUAUCGUAUCCACGAUCUAAUAAUACCGUUGAUAAUAUUAGAGAAUUGGCCAAUUCGCCGCAACGAGGUGUUUAUAUGUGGAAGGACACAUCACCUGGUUAUCCACCACCUGCACAACAUCCAGAUUUUUAUCGUUCGAAUCCAACAAGCCCAACGCAGCAGCAAACGUAUAACCAAUCGCAAUCGAGAACCUACCAUCCAGCAAUGCGAGGUGGCGUUUCUGUGUUUCCACCCCAAAGCCCGCAGGUGCACCGAAAGAAUCAAUUGGCGACCUCAAUAGGUCUCUCGACAAUGCAAUCGCAACAGCAACAAGAUGCGCGUCGACGUCCGAUGUCGUUUGUACGGGCGUUGGAGAUGAGUGAUUCGGUCGAAAUGACGCCCGGGCAACAGCAACAACCGUGCGCUGUACACAAGCAACAAGGUGGCGGUGGUGGCGGACGACCUUCUACGCCCGAUCGCAUUAGUGUGUACGAUCUGAAUUAUGAGAUCUCGGUAUAGGGGCGGUGUAGGCACUCACUCUACGCCGAAUGAGUGCUCCUAACCCUUCACCACGCCCCAAAAAAGUCCCUAAAAGCCGUUAAGUUUCUCUGCAUCAGAGACGCGUUGCGGAACAACAACCUUUUUUGAUCCUCAGCCCGCCGAGAUUUCGCCCCCUAGUCUUGUAAUCAGUAGGUUUCCAGUGUGUCAUCAACUUUUUAAGGUGAAUUGUUUCAUUUCAAUCACUAUAAAAUUGUUUUUAUUAAUUUUUGAAAACUUAAGAAAAGAUACUCAGGAAUUAAUUGUUAAUGUGUUAUUAAUUGUUUUUGAUUAUUUUAGACAUAAAAGAGUUAUUUUAGAUUCUAAAGAUUAAUCAUCACUUUAUUAACUUAAUAUCUAUAGUUUUUUUCUUUCUUUAUUUAUUUUCCAUUUAGAGUUAGUGAUAUAAGAUCCAAAAUGAUUGUGAAAAUUUUGUUUACAGUUUUUAUGUUAUAACUGGGCAAGGAUAGAAGUUAAUCGUUUUUAGAAGGCAUGUUAGAUAGAUGUCAUUUACUGUAUAUAAUAACAAAAAUUACGCCUGUUUAGGUGCCCUAUCAAAAUGGUUUACUUGUAGUAAUUUAGAUUGUGCUUGAACUAUUUAUCCUCAAAAUCAACAUACCUUUUGGUUGAAUCUACCUUUGUAAAAGAAAGUUUAUUAAAAAUUUACUUAUUAUUUUAUUAAUGUUCUGCCUUAAGUACUACAAAAAUUUAAUUUUAUUUCUUAAACACAACUUAACCACAAUCUAUAUUACUCAUAAACAAUCCUCGUUUAUUGUUAUGACCAAAUUAAUUAUAAGGCUUUAAUUUUUAUUUUAAUGGAAGUGAGGUGAGAUAAGUGAUAAAAUUAAAAAAAAAU
This is a messenger RNA of Onthophagus taurus, 2900 nucleotides long. RefSeq names its product Zinc finger DHHC-type containing 8 (gene Zdhhc8). Gene Ontology annotation, biological process: protein palmitoylation. Lineage: Eukaryota; Metazoa; Arthropoda; Insecta; Coleoptera; Scarabaeidae. The record is from RefSeq and is a predicted model, not a curated record. Gene Ontology annotation, molecular function: palmitoyltransferase activity.